GUCAGUCUGUGAUUGUGCCAUGGGCUCUCAUCUUCCUAGUGAAGAACCCUCGGACAACACGGCCGCUUCAAAGGGCCUGAAAUUUGGAGUUGACAGGAUUUUGGCACGUGACCACAAUCCGACCACCGUCCCUUAUCUACCUCGACUGACUGUAGUGGAAAAUUCAGGCCCUUGUUCAGAAUGUGUCAGCUCUGCGUUCAGGUGUUGCAGCAGGAGUUUGCCCCAGUUCUACCAAACACAAUUUUUCCACACCCUCAACACUCCGAACAUCCUUCAUGCUCCGAAACCCAUCAGGCCUUACACCAACCUCGUAGUCGACAGGGACGAACGGGUAUCGCUGGGCAAAAGGAAAAGAUCCUGGUCGAGGGCGGUUUUUUCCAAUUUACAAAGGAAAGGUCUUGAAAAAAGAUUCCAAAUGCAGAAAUACAUAACGAAACCAGACAGGAGGCAACUUGCAGCGACCCUGGGACUUACAGAUGCACAGGUCAAAGUGUGGUUUCAAAACAGAAGAAUGAAGUGGAGGCAUACAAAAGAGAUGAAAUACCACAGCAGCUCGAACCAGAGUAGUAUGCAAACUUCCAGUCAGAAGCUGGCAGCGACCAAAACGGAGUCGAGCCCAGAAAUACACGUCACCUCCUCCAUUCCUUACGUCAGUAAUGUGUGACGACGAGAAUAUUGUGAUCGUACUAGCCACGUGUAAAUAUUGAUUUUAACCUGUACAAAGACAAAUACAAAAUAUUUCAAAA
Messenger RNA from Cimex lectularius (bed bug), 746 nucleotides. Its product is annotated as H2.0-like homeobox protein. The record is from RefSeq and is a predicted model, not a curated record. NCBI's taxonomy places the organism in Eukaryota, Metazoa, Arthropoda, Insecta, Hemiptera, Cimicidae. Bases 20 to 664 code for a protein of 214 amino acids. Gene Ontology annotation, molecular function: sequence-specific DNA binding; DNA-binding transcription factor activity, RNA polymerase II-specific. The transcript has 4 exons. Gene Ontology annotation, biological process: regulation of DNA-templated transcription.